Molecule: messenger RNA, 1263 nt
Organism: Endocarpon pusillum Z07020
Lineage: Eukaryota; Fungi; Ascomycota; Eurotiomycetes; Verrucariales; Verrucariaceae
Exons: 1
Coding region: 1-1263 (420 amino acids)
Molecular function (GO): protein binding
Source: RefSeq, a predicted model, not a curated record
AUGGGCAAAUCUACUAGUAAUUUGUAUGACGUAAAACCCGCCAAGACCCAAACGCCGAAUGCACCGCUCGCCGAAUAUACCGCCGCGAAUGCACCGCUCCCAACACAUCCCGCCAGGUUUUGGUAUCACCACUACAUCAACGCUGGGGCCAUGAAGUCACGACUCGACGAUCUGAUCUUUAUGAUGUUUCGACACCGGCAAGACUCCUUUUACACUUGCAUGCAACUUCACGAUUUGGAUAAGCCAUGGGAUACAGUGGUACAGUUUUCGCGUGACCGAAGCCACAUUGCAUCUCCAGUGUACUACGCGUCAUUGCUGGGGCUUGAUGAGGUUCUGUAUAAGCUAAUCAAUAUCUGUGAAGAACACGGAAGCGAGAUAAGAGAUUUGAUCAAUGCUCGAGGUGGGUCAGAUGGCAACGCACUGCAGGCGGCAUCAAUGAAAGGUCAUGACAAGAUAGUGCAGAUAUUGGUGGAUGCGGGAGCCGACGUGAACAGUCAACAUGAAUUAUUUGGUAGCCCAUUACGGGGGGCAUCAUUAAGAGGUUAUGACAAGACGGUACAGAUACUGCUAGAUGCAGGAGGUGAUGCAAAUAUUCAAAGUGGAUAUCAUAAAAGUGCACUACGAGCGGCAUCAGCAGAAGGUCAUGACAAGAUAGUACAGAUGUUGAUAGAUGCGGGAGCUGACGCAAAUGCUCACGGUGCAUUACAGGUGGCAUCAGCAGAAGGCCACAACAGGAUAGUGCAGAUACUGAUAGAGGCUGGAGCUGAUGUAAAUGCUCACGGUGUAUUACGGGCGGCAUCAGCGGGAGGUCAUGACAAGACGGUGCAGAUAUUGAUAGAGGCUGGAGCUGAUGCAAAUGUUUAUGGUGUAUUACGGGCAGCAUCAGCGGGAGGUCAUGACAGGAUAGUACAGAUGCUGAUAGGUGCAGGAGGUGGUGCAUAUAUUCCAAGCAGCUAUCGUAACAAUGCAUUACAAGCUGCAUCAGCAGGAGGUCACGACAAGAUAGUACGGGUAUUAAUAGAUGCAGGAGCUGAUAUAAACGCUCGAGGCGCAUUACGAGCAGCAGCAGCAGGAGGUCAUGACAAGACGGUGCAGAUAUUGAUAGACGCGGGAGCUGAUGUAAAUGCUCAUUAUUGGUAUAGUGAUAGCGCGUUCAUGGUGGCAUCAGAAAGAGGUCAUAACAAGAUAGUACAGAUGUUGAAAGAUGCUGGCGCUUUGAAUGAGGAAAUCAGUAUUGGAGCCAAGGAAGAGCGAGAGGAUUGA